AUGGUAGCUAUAUUGCCUUACGAUUAUAUACAAAACUUUGUUCUUUAUGAUAUUCACAUCGAAUUCCGGAGGUUAAUUGUGGAAGAUUACACAAUAUUUCGCGGAAAAUCAUGUGAACUCAGUUUUCAAGUCUUAUCAAUUGAGAAAAGGAAUCAAGGAAUGUCAUCCUUAAACCCAAAUGCAGAAUUAUACAUACCACUUAACAAAAAAGAAGCAAAGGAUGAGAAUUAUGUUUCUGGGUUAACAACAGAGGGUUCUUUGAAGAAUGGUCAUAAGACUACUUGGUCCAGUUGUCCUCCUAAAGGCAACAGUGGAAUUGAUCAAAGCUAUCUCCAAGCUGAUGCUGAUUGUGACAUCCAUGGCUUCAAGGGUCUUCUCAUUGGCAGUGAUUUCACAGAGAAGGGUCUACAUGGUUCAAGUGAACUGACAAAAAAGCACUGCAUAGAGGAAGACCCUGAGAUGGAUCUGGCUUAUCUGGAAAUCAUGUUUCCCAAUAUGUCGGAGCAGUCACUUGCUGAUGUUUACUCUGUUAAUGGGGGUGACCUGGAAGCCUCAAUUGAUAUGCUGAAUGAACUAGAGGGACAAGUGCUCUGCCCAGUUGAUUUUCCUAAACACCUGCCUGACCAAUUGCACAUUGGUGAUGUGUCAGAAUGUAGAGUUACUGAAGGUUCUUCUACAAACCUGAAGAACGUUUUCUCUGGGGAAGCCAGUGGGUCUGCAGCUGGUCCUUCAGAUUCAGGCUCGAAACUGCAUUGACAAAAAAGAUUGAAAAAGAGGGGGAGAGAAUGACUUGGCCUGCUUCAGAAGUUCUAGAUAAGUAAGCAACUGGGUUAUGGAAUACAAGUCAUGGAGUUCCUUUUGAUAUAUUUUGUAAAGCAUAACUGUUUGCACAUUUCUUUACUGGUUAACACUUUUUUAUUUUUUAUUUUUUUUUCAGUAGAAAUUAUAUUGCACGAUGUCGAUGCGAUACAAACCUCAUGUAACAUCAUUACUAAUUUGUAAGGUAAGGGUGUCCAUGAAUUUAUAUACACAUGGUUAAGAUUGCACUUAAA
Alnus glutinosa is the source of this 1052-nucleotide messenger RNA. RefSeq names its product polyadenylate-binding protein-interacting protein 5-like. The coding region runs from base 1 to 756 and encodes 251 amino acids. NCBI's taxonomy places the organism in Eukaryota, Viridiplantae, Streptophyta, Magnoliopsida, Fagales, Betulaceae. The transcript is spliced from 3 exons. Gene Ontology annotation, molecular function: ubiquitin binding. The record is from RefSeq and is a predicted model, not a curated record.